Molecule: messenger RNA, 1650 nt
Organism: Ilyonectria robusta
Lineage: Eukaryota; Fungi; Ascomycota; Sordariomycetes; Hypocreales; Nectriaceae
Exons: 6
Coding region: 1-1650 (549 amino acids)
Biological process (GO): secondary metabolic process
Molecular function (GO): CoA-ligase activity
Source: RefSeq, a predicted model, not a curated record
AUGCCGCAUAAAUCGCUUUUUUCCGACGUUGCCAUCCCUCCCGUUGACGUCUGGAGCUUUUACAUGGAGGGUCCGAGGGGAUUCCCAGACAACCACGAGAUCCUAGUUGACGGCGACACGAAUCGAUCAUACACGUUUAGUGAUGUUAGGGAUCUCUCUGCUUCGUUUGGACGUGGCCUGAAGCACGUCUUUAAAUGGAACAAGGGAGAUGUACUUGGCUUUUUUACACCCAACCACAUCGACGCGGUUGUCACCAACUUUGGCGUCAUCUGGGCUGGCGGCGUGGCCAGUCCAGCGAAUCCGACGUACACAGCCGAAGAACUCGCGCACCAGUUAAAAGAUUCCCAUGCUAGGGCUCUUGUUACCCAUGCGGCAUUUCUACAAACGGCGUUAAAGGCUGCCGAGCUCGCUAAUAUACCACCGGAGAAUAUCAUCUUGCUGGGUGAUGGAAAAGACAAGCAUGGGAAGUGUAAGCACUGGACGGAGGUGACGGCAAAGGGGGCCUGGAUUCAACCCAAGAGACCCAAUAUUGACCCUCGAAAGGAUCUUGUCUAUCUGGUGUACAGCUCCGGCACAACUGGGCUUCCGAAGGGGGUUAUGCUCACGCAUUAUAACAUGGUCGCCAAUUCAUGCCAGUUUUCUCGGUUUGAUCCCCAGCUGAUAAGCUGGGACAUGGAUUCUCAACUUGGAGUUCUUCCGUUCUUCCACGUCUACGGCCUCGGCGUCGUCCUCAAUGUCACUCUCACUACAGGCGUCAAAUGCGUCGUCAUGGCCAAGUUUGACCUCGCCCAAGCCUGCCAGCUGAUACAGGACCACCAACUGACCUUCAUGUACGUUCCGCCACCGAUCAUCCUCGCGCUCGGCAAGCACCCGCUCGUCGAGAAAUACAACCUGUCGUCAUUGCGCUUCGUCAACUCGGCCGCCGCGCCGCUCAGUCGGGACCUUGUGGACGCCGUGUGGGAGAGGCUCCAGGUCACAGUGAAACAGGGUUACGGACUCUCAGAAACAAGUCCGGCAGUGUCUGUCCAAUUGUUCGAUGAGUGGGCGCGGUUUCAAGGUUCUGUGGGCAAGUUGGUACCGAAUAUGCAGGCGAAAGUCGUUGAUCCCGAGGGAAACGAGGUUUCUACCGGAACUGUAUGUCCGGGAGAGCUACUGAUAAAGGGCCCUAACGUUUUCCAUGGGUAUUGGAAUAAGCCUGAACUUAACAAAGAUACAUUCACCGAAGACGGUUGGUUCAAAACGGGCGAUGUCAUGUACAUGUGCCCAAGAGGAAACCUCUUCGUCACUGAUCGCAUCAAGGAGCUCAUCAAAUACAAGGGCUUCCAAGUUGCCCCCGCCGAGCUAGAAGCAAAACUGAUUGGUCGCAAGGAUAUUGCCGACGUGUGUGUCAUUGGUGUGUGGAAUGAGGCCGAGCAAACCGAGGUCCCGCGAGCCUACGUAGUUCCCGGCGCGGGCGUUGAUGCGAGUGAGGAACUGGCAGCGGACAUUGCCAAAUGGCUGAGCAGCCAAGUCGCACCCGCGAAGAAAUUGCGCGGAGGAGUCCGAUUCCUCAAGGAGAUUCCAAAGUCCGUGUCGGGCAAGAUUUUGAGGCGAGUGUUGAGGGAUCAGGUCAAGAAAGAGGAGGAGUCGGGACCACAAGCCAAGCUGUAA